Molecule: messenger RNA, 1419 nt
Organism: Penicillium riverlandense
Lineage: Eukaryota; Fungi; Ascomycota; Eurotiomycetes; Eurotiales; Aspergillaceae
Product: CAZyme family GH18
Exons: 3
Coding region: 1-1419 (472 amino acids)
Source: RefSeq, a predicted model, not a curated record
AUGUCUUUCGGCCUAUCCCUUAUUGGGGAGGGGGCAGUAUGCGCUGCUGCGGCCCUUGCCGGCCUUGCUACUGCGGCUAUCAUCGGGUGGUCGAUUCUUUCCAGCAUAGGUGGGUGGCUUUUCGGUGGAUCUCCAUCUAAACCCAACGUUGGCGUCCCAACCACAGUAGCGGGCCGAACUGCGUAUGGCCAGUGGCCUAUUCUCGACUUUAGCGGCGGCACUACGACGAGUACCUGCGAUUGUGUGGUCACAUAUACGUGUCGCUACGGCAUGGGUUGGGAUGAGAUUUGUGAUAACCAGAGACGGGGAAUCAACAAGCUGCUCAACGGAAGGACCGUCUAUCAGCCAUUGACAACGAGCCGCGCUGUCGGUGCUAACCAAGCACUAUGGAAAGGCCAGCGCAUUGAGGCCUACCGAACCAGGGCUCAAGUAAAGCUUCAAGGCUCAAGAUAUCGAUGUGAAGUUGAUGAGUUUCCUAUGGGUAACCUGGCGGAAUCGGGAAAUAAGGCCCCGCAAGCUUGCCGUCUCGUUAACGGUCCUGCGAAUGGGAGACAGGGAAUUGAUUAUAAGGCGUGGAAAACGGCGCAGUGGCAUCCUUGCUCGACGUACCGCUCUGAUGUGUGCGGUAGUAGGGACGGUGGGCCGCCUGCAACCUGGGCGUUUGGGCCACUGCCCGCGGGUCGCGGUAGUGGCAGUGGGAAACACUUCAUCGAUGCUUAUGGUUUCGACGAUCAAACGGCCGGCUCAUCUUGCUGGGCUACAUACACUUACACUGAUUCACCUGGAGUUAUCAGCACCUCCACGGUUGUAGACCAUGGCUUUCGCGUUCUCGACGAUGAUUCCAUGUACGGUAACGCCUAUGGAUGGCCUCGACAGUCCUGGCGCCUCGAUCCAGCCCCGAUCGCGAGCCAGCAACACAGGCCUUAUGACUCCCAACCGGUCGUAUUCCAGCGAAGAGACCUUCUCGGCAACGGCACAUGGUCUGAGGAAGAUAGCGACCCCGCUGGCGUCUGCCACGCAGACCUCAGAUCACUUGGCAAUGGCAACCAGGAUGCCUAUCUUGAUCUUGAUUAUGAUAAUCUCCUCUUUGUCGAUAUGGAAGGCAACCCUGUUGACGGUCGCACAUGUAAUGUCAUCUACGAAGAUGACGACCCGCACUCCGAACUGCGUCUCAUGCUGAACGAGGAGGGACAUGUCGUGGACAUGUAUAUGGGCGACGCGGAGGCUGGUUCGUGGACAAGAGAGGCGCUCAAAAGUUCCAGGUCGGACACGGUGACUGUUGAUCCCACCACCGUCACUGUCACGACGGGUGUUGCGGCGGGCGGCGAGUCUCGACCCACGUUCCCUGCCAGCACGAUUGGCGUGCAGACGGCAUCGGGAACUGUGGUGACACCGGCGCCGUAUGUGUACGGUCUUUGA